AUGCUGUUUGUUUUCUACUGCUUUGUUCUCACCGUUUUGGCUUCUCUAAUAAUACCAGAAGGACAAGGUAAUUGCCGCAAUUUAAAGUUUACCAGUUUUCAUAAACUUGGCUUCCGGUUGGAGAAUCACACGGUUCGAACUAUUGACGUUGUCAACGAGGAUCUCUGCAUGUUUCAAUGCUACUUGGAACCUAACUGCGUCAGUUAUAACUUCUAUAAGAUAAAACAUUCGUCUGGAAAACAUAAGUGUGAUCUGAAUAACGCGACUAUUGAACACGAUGAAGACCUGGUGGAAAACAAAAGUUGUAUUUACCGCGGAGCAGAGAAUGCUUGUAAGCAGAAUCCCUGCAAGAAUAAUGCAACAUGCCAAGCUGGCUUUACAGACAGAGACUAUCAGUGUUUGUGUGUUGAUGGAUCUGGAUUUAAAGGCCAUAAAUGUGAUGAGGACAUAGACGAGUGCUUGUCUGGUAAACAUGGCUGUGAGGGUAAUACGACAUGCGAUAACACCAUUGGAUCGUACUGCUGCAGGUGCAAGAAAGGAUAUCAGGGAAAUAAGACAAACUGUACUGAUAUAGAUGAGUGUUUGAACGGAACACACAGUUGUGAUGUGAAUGCUGAGUGUAACAAUACCCUGGGAUCUUACAAGUGCACGUGUAAAAAUGGAUUUCAAGGAAAUGGAACUAAAUGCACUGAGAAAGUAUGGUCUGUUAUCAUUUGCGAAGAGGAAAAAAGAACCAUAAGUUGUGAAAAUGACCGAAGAAUUAUCAACGUUGUGGCUGCAAAUUAUGGUAGACUGGACUCAAACACUUGCCAUCAUUCCGCAGUUAGCGAUACAAACUGCAAAGCUGCGAACUCUCUUGUCAUUGUGCGGAAGAAGUGCGACGAAGAAGCUAGUUGCGAGUUGCACGCACAGAGUUCAGUUUUUGGUGGUGAUCCAUGCCCCAAUACAUUUAAAUACUUGGAAGUCAAAUACAAGUGUGUGAAUUUAGAUUUACGUUGUCAAAGAACUCUUGGUAUGGAAAGUGAUGGAAUCACUGAUGAGCAGAUAAGUUUCUCCUCCCGAAAAAGGAAUGACACAAAAAUUGUAAGAUUACAUCACACAGGGACGACUUGGAUAGCUGAUAAGAAGGAUAUUAAUCCAUGGCUUCAGGUCGAUCUCAGGGCCCAAAACACUAAAGUAACACGAGUAGCAACACAGGGAUCCCAUCAAAAGAAAAAAAGGGUGAAGAAGUACAAGCUACAAUACAGCAACUAUGGAGUGAGAUUUCAAAACUACAAGGAACAAGGAGAAACCAUAUCAAAGGAAUUUGACGGAAACACAGACAAGAACAAUGUUGUUUAUCACGACCUGAACCCACCAAUCACAGCAAGGUACAUACGUUUUCUACCAGUGGAGUGGGAAGGCGAGAUAUCAAUAAGAGUGGAACUGUAUGGAUGCGUGAAAGAAUGUGGAAGAUUUCUUGGCAUGCAAAGCGGUGAAAUCUCUGAUGGACAAUUAAGCGCCUCUUCAGAGAGAGACUCUAAACACUCCGCCACUCAGAGCAGACUUUAUGUUGUAAAUCCUGACGGAGUGGGAUCUUGGGCAGCUGCAAAGAAUGAUACGGAUCAGUGGCUCCAAGUUGAUCUGGUUAUUCUGCACACUCAAGUGACACGUGUAGCAACACAAGGAAGUAAUGGACACCAGAGGGAGUGGGUUACAAAGUACAAUCUACAGUACGGCAACGAUACAGAAAGGUUCUACAAUUAUUCAGUCCCAGGACAAAACAAAACGAAGAUUUUUGCUGGAAACAUGGAUCAGAAUACCGUGGUUUAUCACGACCUUAACCCACCAAUAACAGCGCGUUACAUUCGAUUUAAACCAGUGGAGUGGCAGGACUGGAUGUCAAUGAGGGUAGAACUGUAUGGCUGUGUACAAGGAUUUACAGCUGUGUUUACAAAUCUUGGAAAGACUGGAUCAGAGGGUCCAAAGUCGAUUGGUUGUCAUUACAAAGAUCAAGACCAUGACGGACAAGUAACAGUGUCCAGUGGUAUUCAACUGUGGACUGUGCCACGCACUGGUAAAUACAGAAUAGAAGCAAUAGGAGCCUCAGGGGGGUACAGUGAGGACAGUUUUAUCGAAACCGGAGGAAGAGGGGCACGACUGAUUGGAAACUUUAAUUUGACCAAAGAUGAGAUCAUUCAUGUACUUGUUGGUCAAAAAGGGGAAAAAGGGAAUUCAAACCCAAAAACUGCCGGAGGUGGAGGAGGUACAUUUGUAGUGAGAGAAAACAACAUUUCCUUAAUCAUAGCUGGAGGUGGAGGGGGAAUUAAAAAGAUAUCGGAACAACAUCCAGGGUGUGAUGCGUCCAUAAACACAACAGGAAAUGCAGGGAACAACUGGCCAUUGGGGACAGGAGGAAGUAACGGACAUGGAGGAAAAACGAGUGGUGGCGGCGGCGGCGGCGGCUUCUACAGUAAUGGACAAAGUUCUCGGAGCGGUUCUGGUCGAGGAGGUAAAGGAUAUCUUCAAGGAGGAGAGGGUGGAAAUGGUAAGGGUGGGUUUGGAGGUGGCGGUGGUUUACGUGGAGGUAACCGUGGAGCUGGAGGCGGUGGAGGUUACUCUGGAGGAAAUGGUGGAGCUAAUGAACAGUUUUCUUGUGGAGGAGGGGGUGGAUCUUUUAACAAUGGGACAAAUCAGCAGAAUGAAUGUUGUUUUAACAGGUAUGGACAUGGUAGAGUGAUCAUCACGUUUCUUCAGUGACAUGCCCUUGGCAGCACUUUCUCUAACGUGUAAGGCUAAUUCUGUUCUGAAGGCUGAUUGUUGUUAGUCUUUAAACUCAGGAAUUGAAUAAUAUUUUGUUUAAUGUUCAAGGUCAGUUACUGAGCGCUUUAAGGUGUUGGCCAAACGGUGCAACCUGAGGAAUUAAAGUCAUUUGUUUUUGA
Pocillopora verrucosa is the source of this 2921-nucleotide messenger RNA. The record is from RefSeq and is a predicted model, not a curated record. NCBI's taxonomy places the organism in Eukaryota, Metazoa, Cnidaria, Anthozoa, Scleractinia, Pocilloporidae.